Nymphaea colorata (pocket water lily) is the source of this 3134-nucleotide messenger RNA. Its product is annotated as pentatricopeptide repeat-containing protein At4g32430, mitochondrial. Gene Ontology annotation, biological process: RNA modification. Gene Ontology annotation, molecular function: protein binding; RNA binding. Bases 82 to 2400 code for a protein of 772 amino acids. The record is from RefSeq and is a predicted model, not a curated record. The transcript has a single exon. NCBI's taxonomy places the organism in Eukaryota, Viridiplantae, Streptophyta, Magnoliopsida, Nymphaeales, Nymphaeaceae.
CGCUGCGGGAGGACGAGUGAGGGUGUCUGCUUCAGCACGUUUUCAUAGGCCUCUCUCUCUCUUUCUCAACACAAUGCCGCCAUGCUUAGUUUGGAUUUCACAAGAAGGGGAAGCAGUCAAUUUUGUCGAUGGUGGUGUCGAUCGUUUUCCAGUCUCAUGCAUGCCCGCCAAGCGUUCGACAAAAUUCCCCAUCCAAUUUCUCCUUCAGAGAUCAACUGCACCAUGGCUUCCUUCAGCCGAGCCAGAGAUUUCGGUGGCCUUUUCGACUUGUUCACCCGUACGAGAAGAAGUCCUGGAGCUCGCCCAAGUGCAUGCUUCGAUUUCAUCACCUUAUCCAUCCUCCUUACUGCAUGCCGUAGGAGCGUAUCUCUGCUCGAUGCCGGACCCCAAGUCCAUGCCUUUGCGAUUGUCUCAGGCUUUGAUUCCGAUGUUACUGUAUGCAAUUGCCUCAUGAACAUGUAUGCAGGCGCUCAGUUGUUCGAAGAAUUUCAGAGGGUUUUCAAAGCAAUGCCAUCGAGAGAUUUGGUCUCUUGGAACACGGCCAUUUCUGUGUACGCUAGGAAUGAACGCAGUGACGAAGCUCUGCGCCUUUCACUUGAAAUGCGCCGUUUAGACUUUGUUUUUGACAAAGUGACAUUUACGAGCGUCCUUACUGCUUGCUCUGACCUUCAAGCACUUCGUUUUGGCAGGCAAAUUCAUGCGCUCGUAGUGCUGUUCGGGCUUGAACUGGAUGUAUUCGUCCGCAAUUCGUUGAUCACUUUGUAUGCAAGGUGCGACAGCAUUGACGAAUCGAGGGACAUCUUUGAUCAAAUGGUUGAUCGGGAUAUUGUUUCUUGGAAUGCUAUGGUUUCUGGGUAUGCCCAACAAGAUCAUUGUAGUGGAGAAGCGAUCAACGUCUUCUUAGAGAUGGUGAAUCAUGGGGACGACGUUGGAUUGGACGACAUCUCCUUUGCUAGCGUCCUGUCUGCUUGUAGCCAUGAACAAGCUUUGGAGCUUGGGCUGCAAUGCCACGCUUCAAUUAUUAAGAGGGGAUGCCAUGAUUUUGUGAAUGUGUGCAAUAGUUUAAUGUCUCUGUAUGCAAAAUGUGACAUGAUGGAGGAAGUGAACAGAGUGUUCUAUUGCAUGGCUAAUCCGAAUGUCGUUUCAUGGACAUGUAUGAUCACAUUGCAUGAAGCGAAAGGGUUCGGCCUCUUUAGAGAUAUGAGAUUGGCGGACACUCAACCUAAUCAAGUAACUUUUGUGGGGCUGAUCAAUGCUUGUAGCUCUGACCAAGAGACACGGAUGGUUCACGGUCUUGUUGUCAGCACGGGCUUCUUCUUGGAUGUUAAUGUGGCCAAUAGCCUCAUCACUAUGUAUGCUAAAUUCAAGGACAUGGAAGCAUCUGUAAGAGUAUUUGAGCAAAUGAACUAUAGGGAGGUUGUCUCGUGGAAUGCUUUGAUUGCUGGAUGUGCUCAAAAUGAGCUCUACCAUGAAGCUCUUGAAUGGUUUUCUCUCAUGGACGAACAGCCCAACCAGUUCACUUAUGGUAGUCUUCUUAGUGCUUGUACUGCCUUUUUAUCACUAGGCCAUGGCCGCCAAUUCCAUUGCGGGGCGAUCAAACAUGGACUUAAUUUUGACAUGUACGUGGGAAGUGCAUUAGUUGACAUGUAUGCGAAAUGUGGAAGUAUUGAUGACGCACAGCAGUUUUUCGACGAGAUGCCCCAACGGAGUGUCGUCUCAUGGACAGUGAUGAUCUCUGGACAAGCACAACAUGGGAACUGCUAUAAAGUAUUACAGCUGUUUAAGAGGAUGGAGGGUGAGGGGGUGCAGCCUGAUCCAGUGGCAUUCCUUGCCCUGUUCUCUGCGUGUGGGAGAGCAGGCCUUGUUGAAGAAGGUCGCCGGUAUUUCGAAUUGAUGAAAAAAGAAUAUGGGAUUGAUGCAACGAGAGAGCAUUUGUCAAGCAUGGUGGACAUGCUCGGUAGAGCAGGAAGAGUGGCUGAGGCUGAGGAGUUUAUCAGGAAGAUGGCAUUGGAGAAAAGCAUCACAGCAUGGCAGAGCUUGCUUGGAGCAUGCAGGAAGUAUGGAAACAUGGAGGUGGGCAGAAGGGCAGGUACCGCAUUGAUGGAAUUGGAUCCAGGGGACUCUGCUACUUAUGUUUUGUUGUCCAAUAUAUAUGCAGCAGAUGAGAGGUGGGAGGAGGUGGCAAGGGUGAGAAAAGUGAUGAGAGCAAAAGGGGUGAAGAAAGAGGUGGCUUGCAGUUGGGUGGACACAAAAGAUCACACCCACAAGUUCACCACGGAUGACAUGUCCCAUCCAAGGGCAGAGGAGAUAGUGGAACUCGUGGAGAACUUGUCCUUGGAGAUGAGAUACCUGGAGAUUGGUGAAACAGCAACAAAAAUCUUCCCUGACGUCUUUCUUUAACAUAGAUAAUUUUGCUGCCCCUCCUUCAUCUUGGCAAGUGCAUCCAAUGCCAAUUUUCCCAAUAAAUCCACAGUUCUAGGAUUCAUGACAUUCCUAACUGGCCCCUACCAGGGUGAAGAAGCCUUUUGGGGCAGCUUUCUAAUUGAGAUAAUUAAAGAGGCAUGAUUGAAAUUGCAAUUCCAAUUGCAGUAUGACGUAUCAGAAGUAGAUUACUGGACCGAAUUUUUUUGUAUGAGGUCAGGCUGAGGGAAUACUCCUGUCAGAUUAGCAUACACAAGCAGUUCCACUCAUAUUCACGCCGAAUUCCGGUUUGGAUGCCCUCAAAAGGCAGGCCGUUUUAAAUCCAAGCAAUAACAUAAAAGAAUGCUGGCUUCAUGUCUUAAAGCACAUCAAAAUCUCGACAAUAAUCCAGCGGACCAUUUCCUCUGGAAAUAUCUCUUCAGAAGAUUCUACUAUUAGUUAAUGAACAGUGGAACUUCAGCUUCGAAUGCUUUAUGCAAAUGGUGCUUCCUUGAUAGCAUUUUUUACAAAAAGUCUCCUACCAUAUUUCAUUUUACAGAAAAACUUAUCUGGUUGAUUUCUAGGCGUUUUCUUAGAACUUGUUCAUGCAAAUUCUGCUAGAGACGAUGGACGUAAAACGCCACAGGUUUUGGUGUAUGUAGUUCAAAUAUCUGUUGUCCAGAUAAAUGUAUGUAAAUUGACAAUUGCCCCAAGUAAGUAAUAUUAUUAAAACA